Seminavis robusta is the source of this 2781-nucleotide messenger RNA. Lineage: Eukaryota; Bacillariophyta; Bacillariophyceae; Naviculales; Naviculaceae. The record is from the annotation of a GenBank genome assembly.
CGGAAUCUAGACCCUUCUCCAUUCCAAAAUGCAAUUUCAAGGAGUGGACGCCUUUGAGACAACGUGGUGAGGUUGAAUUUUAGGGCCAAUCUAAAAAGAUUGCGUUUAGGGGGUUUGCAACUCUUGGGGGAAUAGAUGAUUGAUUGCGCCGUCCACCAACGUCCUGCCUCUUCCAAAAGAUAUUUUACCCCCAAAGUCAAUGACUCCCCCGUCACACUGCACGGCUUACAACGAGUUAUGAGGCCAAAUUUGGAAUGCUUUUUGAAGAUACGGCCUCGUACGUGUCAAACCUCCCGCACAAAGGUUGACACCACCAAAGUUUAUGGCGUCUCACGUCCAAGCAAGCCAUCAAAACUUUUCCUCACAAUAACCAAUCAAGUUAGCAUUUCUUUUGUGCUUUCCCACAAGACAGAAAACCAAAGACGCCAAAUCCUUUUUUGUUGUUGAACCCAUCAACCAUGAUGAAAUUUAACAAUGUGGCCCGUGCCCUGAAGCCUUUGACCGGCAAGAGAAUGUUUGCUACCGCGACUCGAUCCACAGUAGGAAAGAACACAGGUAACAAAGAGUUUUCCUCCCUUUCCGUCGACUAUGAAUCUGAUCCUGAAAAUGGGGGCCUUGAUCCUUCUGUUAAAUACACUAGUGUUGCUGCAACUUCCCGUCAGUUAUGCGAUUUUGAGUUGAUUGCCAAUGGCGGCUUUGCACAACUCGAUGGUUUCUUGAACAAAGCUGAAUCUGAAUCAGUCUGUGCCAACUACCGUCUCACCAACGGAGAGCUGUGGCCUAUCCCCAUCAACAUGGACAUUGACGAAAAAACAAAGGCACAUCUUGAAGAUAACGACGGAAAGCUUCUUCUAACUGAUGCCAAUGGGGUGGAACGGGGUAUUUUGCAUGUUGAAGACAUCUGGAAGGCUGACAAGAAGAUGGAAGCCGAGCUUGUCUAUGGUGGAAAUCCAGACCAUUGUGAAAUUAUUAACUUGAACGAAAACAUCAACGAGUACUAUGUUGGUGGUCAAGUGGAAGUCCUCAGCCUGCCCGAGUAUGAAGACUACAAAGAACUGCGACGCACACCCAAGGAAGUCAAGCAAUUCUUCCAAGAUAACAAGUGGGACAAGGUUGUCGCCUUCCAGACCAGAAACCCAAUGCACUUUGCUCACAUUGAGCUGACGAAGUUGGCCGCCGAGCGCAUUGGAGCCAAGCUCUUUUUGAACCCUGUUGUUGGUCCUACCAAGCCUGGCGAUAUCCCAUAUGAUGUCCGCAUGAAGUGUUACCAUGCUGUCUUGGAUGAAUAUCCCAAGGAUCACGUGCUCUUGAAUACCUUGCCCCUUGCUAUGCGCAUGGGAGGUCCUCGUGAGGCCAUGUUGCAUGCCCUCAUCCGAAGGAACCAUGGAGCCACUCACUUUAUCAUUGGCCGUGACCACGCUGGUCCAGGCUCCGACUCCAGUGGAAACGACAUCUAUGGCGCAUACGAGGCACGUGAUUUCUUGGAGGAACACAAGGAGGAAGUUGGCAUUGAACCAGUGCCAUUCGAGGAAAUGGUUUACCUGGAAAAGGAACAAAAAUACUUCCCUCGGUCGGCUGUCCCAGAGGGUGUCAAGCCAUUGAAGAUCAGUGGAACUGAUGUUCGCCGAAUGCUCAAGACAGGUGAAGAAAUCCCCAGUUGGUUUUCGCCACCACGAGUGGUAAAAAUUUUGCGAGAAGCUAGCAGUCCCAAGGCAUAGGAGGAAGAACCCGCCAACGACUGCAUGGCUCAAGAGGAAAACAUGCGAUUGAAAGGAUGAUGCUAGUUGCACAGCAGCCACAAACAUUGUUUUUAUAUCAUGUGUGCACAACAUACAUAGGAACCCACUUUACUUACCACACAACAUUCGCAAUAUUCGGCCGUCUGCUUUUGAUUUCAUUCAUCAGCUCCUUUUUAAACUCGGUACUAUCGUUUGGCGGUGGAUGAGAGGCGGACCUACUACAUUAGCUACAACAUUGAUCCUCUUUUCGUUUCUUGUGGGCUAGCUCCACCUUCAAUUCAAUGUGUAGAGGUCCCCUUCCCCAUUUGUAGAGUUUCCACCAUACGCGCUACAUAGUGUCCUGAUUAGACUACUAGUGUCCCGCAGCAUGUCUGUCACGUUGACGUGAGAGUCUCUUUGAAGCAAUAUCUCGUGGCAGGUGACAACGUCGCAACCAACCUUGUGUGAUUGGUUGGAUCAGCCUGGGAUCCUUUUGAAAGGCCUUGGUCGCAUUGAGCCUGUAGCCGUGAGUGCAGUUUUCUCUCGUUAUCGGCCGGAGCUCCUCCUGGGACCUCGACCAGGCUUGUUCGUGCUUCCUAUCGUACCGGUACGAGGUUAGACCAGCCUGGAUAUCUCCUCUGAAGAAGCCAAUAAAGGGCCACGACUUCAUUCCGGAAGAAUAGGCAGAGAAUCAAUGGCUGUCCUUAGAAGAGGUACUCCUAUCGGUACAAUCAUAGAAAGAGCAGGCGGGACUAUCAGCCAGUUUGGGGAUCGUAGUACAUGAAAACCUUAGAGCAACCCAAGGUGUUGAUUGCUUCGUGUAGUCGAAGCUGGGCCGAAUGAAACUCGCGCAGAAACAGAUGGGUAAUACAGAGUGCUCAAGUGUUUCUGUUACCUUCAUGCUGUACAUAUCCUUACAUCUCUUCUCUCUAUCAACCAACGAACAAAGGGUGUCUCCAAGGAGCCAGGCCACAGGUCCUCUAAAAGCUAGAACACGACCCUCCAGCUCUAAUGGCUUUUAGCAAGGGGAACACGUGGAAGCAAAAGAUACGCACAACGAGGA